This is a messenger RNA of Dreissena polymorpha, 1304 nucleotides long. RefSeq lists its product as uncharacterized. The transcript is spliced from 4 exons. NCBI's taxonomy places the organism in Eukaryota, Metazoa, Mollusca, Bivalvia, Myida, Dreissenidae. Gene Ontology annotation, molecular function: protein dimerization activity. Bases 1 to 1257 code for a protein of 418 amino acids. The record is from RefSeq and is a predicted model, not a curated record.
AUGGAGCCCUUCGUUGGCCUCAUGCAUGCCAUUUGCUCCCUGGCAGGGGUCUCCCAGGAUGCUGAACGGGAGAGCAAGUUAGCAGGACUGUUUGGCACCAUGAAACUUACGGAGCACAAUGCAGACUUCUAUGAAGAACUGUUGCUAGGUAACGCAUCACCUUCUGUGCUCAACAGGGAGUUAGAUCGCAUGAGAAACACAGACAAAGUCGAAUUGUCAGGCCUGACAGAGGAUGAGAAGCGCUACAACAUGAUGAUGGAGAGCAUCAAAGGAGAGGCUGACCAACGCGUCUCGCCCCCAUUCGCCCUCACCUCCCUAGGGGCCACUAAGGGCUCUGUGCCUACCCUGCCACCACACCCUCGGGAAAAGCAGUCAGAAAGUGGUGGAGCAGCAAAGGGAAUACAUUCCCAGCUGACACAGUUUGAGUUUGUUGCUGUCACUUACUUAUUGAUGGACAUUAUGCCAAUUCUGACAAAACUCAGUCUCUCCUUCCAGAACAAGAACAUAGACAUUGCAGUGGUGCAACCUCUAAUACAGUCCACAAUAUCACAGCUGGAAUACUUGACUGAAAAUGAUGGCCCCUACAUGACCAUGUUAAAUUCUGCAAUUACCGAGAAUCACUUGGAAAUCAAUAACCACAGAAUUUCUAUGACCAAGAACAAGGCGACACACUUCAAGUCCAUCAGAGCAGAAUUCAUCCAGCAGGUGAUAUCUCAACUGCACAGGAGGUUUCCUGAACAUGACACAUCAGUCACAAGAGCAUUGGCAAUUCUUGGCAUGAGAGGCAUUACCUUUGUAGAAAAAGACAAACUACUUGCUCAUGGCAAGGAAGAAAUUCAGAUUUUGUGUGAGAAAUAUGGUCAACAGGUGUCUCAGUGUGUACCCUAUGUUGAUGAGGCAGAGGUGAAAAUGGAGUGGCAGAUACUUAAGCACCUGGUGAUUCAGCAGAAGUAUCCCACAGACAAUAUCUACACUCUUUGGAAAAUACUCCACACCCACCACAAGAGCUUAGUUCCAAAUAUGUUUAAACUGGCUGAGUUGGCCCUCAUUGUUCCUCUACAAACAGCAGACUGUGAGAGAGGUUUUUCAACUCAAAACGACAUCAAAACCUCUGAUAGGAACUGGCUGUCGGCAGAUAGACUGAAUACAUUAAUGAUAUUAGCCAUGAGCAAGGCUAGUUUUGCUGACUUUGACUAUGAGAGGGCUGUGGGAGUAUGGAGGGGGGCAAAAGACAAGAGGGCUUUCAGUAGCAAGUGACUUUCUCAGUGUUAGGGGAGCAAGUGUAGAAAUGUUCAUUUCAAGGU